GUUUUAUUUGAAGAAUUGUUCCGAAUCACAUCAGAGUACGGCCUAAAUCUUCAACCCGAAAGAAUUAUCAGCGAUUUUGAAAUGGGACUGAUAUCGGCGGUAAGAAAUUGUUUCCCGAACACUGAUUUGCGUGGCUGCUUCUUCCACUUCAGUCAAAUAAUCUGGAGAAAAGUUCAAAAAGAAAGACUGGUUAAAAAAUAUGGAAACUCUGAGAUAUUUUCGUUACAACUUCGAAUGCUGAAAAGCCUAGCUUUUGUUCCGUCCGAUGAAAUCUCGGAAUACUACAACAGUCUUUGUAGUAUUUUUGAUGAUUAUGGCAUGCUAAAAAUCGCAAAUUGGUUUGUAAAGAACUACAUUGGUAAAUUUGAUGAACCACCAACACAUCAUCCGUCAUUUUGGUCAGUGCAUAGCAAUGUAGAAAUGUAGUAAAUGUUGUGACCAAUGUAGUGUAGAAGCUUGGCAUCGGCGACUUAAUGUCAUUGUAGGGGGAAAAAAUUGCGGUAUUUACCAACUUAUAGCUAAUUUG
Messenger RNA from Anastrepha ludens (Mexican fruit fly), 526 nucleotides. RefSeq lists its product as uncharacterized. Lineage: Eukaryota; Metazoa; Arthropoda; Insecta; Diptera; Tephritidae. The transcript is spliced from 2 exons. Bases 82 to 426 code for a protein of 114 amino acids. The record is from RefSeq and is a predicted model, not a curated record.